Molecule: messenger RNA, 546 nt
Organism: Marmota monax (woodchuck)
Lineage: Eukaryota; Metazoa; Chordata; Mammalia; Rodentia; Sciuridae
Gene: Iqcf3
Product: IQ motif containing F3
Exons: 3
Coding region: 1-546 (181 amino acids)
Molecular function (GO): calmodulin binding
Source: RefSeq, a predicted model, not a curated record
AUGGAUGUCAGUAGAAAAACAGACCAAAGACAAAAUGGGCCAGUCGACACAGAGACGCCAAUGGCCAAUAUGCACCAAAGAAAAGAGCUAGAAGACACUGAGCAGAAAUGUGGUCCAGAAAUCCACAUAGUUGAGAACAACAGGCAAGAGAAGUUGCGCCUUAAAAAACGCCACAAAAGAAGGAUUAAGGCAGCUAAGAAGAUUCAGGCCUGGUGGCGUGGCCACCUGGUACGACGGACCCUGCUUGUCGCUGCCCUCAGGGCCUGGAUGAUUCAGGGCUGGUGGAGGAUGAUCCUGCUGAGGCGGGCAUAUAAGCAGCAGAAAUUACUUCUGAGGCUGUAUGUAAUCCAGGAAAAGUCAGCUGUCAAGCUCCAGUCCUGUUUUCGAAUGUGGCAGUGCCGUCAAUAUUGCCAACUGGUCCAAAAUCUCCCUGAGUUCCAGACCCCAGAGAGCAACCUUAUCUUCCAGAACAAUGAAGUUCUGCAGGUACCAACUAAAGCUGUUUCCAAGGAACCAGAGUUCCACAUUGAAAUUGUAUCAAUCUAA